Homarus americanus (American lobster) is the source of this 3008-nucleotide messenger RNA. RefSeq names its product ras-related and estrogen-regulated growth inhibitor-like protein. Lineage: Eukaryota; Metazoa; Arthropoda; Malacostraca; Decapoda; Nephropidae. Bases 652 to 1356 code for a protein of 234 amino acids. The record is from RefSeq and is a predicted model, not a curated record. Gene Ontology annotation, molecular function: GTPase activity; GTP binding. The transcript is spliced from 7 exons.
GCUGUCAAACAUCAUACAUCACUAGCGUUACACACACACACUGAAAAGAUGUACAGGAGGAUAAUAGUUUCAUUAAUUAAUACAACAAGUGACAACUGUAUCACCAAACAUUGGAGAGCUCAGAACAUGUCGCUUUGUUUAUGUUGACACUAGCUUUUGUUUUUGUUUUCUUACUCCUGAUCGUCUUUUUGUUUUAUACGUGUACAAGAUCCGUGUUAGUGUAUAUUGACAUAACCUAACCUAACGUAACCUAAUCUUGUUUGUGUUGUGUUUACAGAAGACAGGAGAGGCGACUUAACGUUUUGUUUAUAAUUGUUACGAAUACAAACAAUAAACUCCCUUCCAGUGAGACCACCAAACAACACCACGUCCUGAUGAAGUCUUAACUAGCAGUCUUAACUAGCUGUGCUAUUUAUGAUAUAAUACUCACUAGUUGAAAGAUUAUCCGAGAGUUCUCAGAAAAAAAGGCCCUUCAAGCACUACCACCACCACAACAACCAGCACUACCCCCGUUUACUGUUACACCACCAUUGCCAACGUCACCGUCACCACCAUUGCCACCAUCACUACCAACGUCACCAUCACUACCAACGUCACCAUCACUAUCAACGUCACCAUUUCCUACAUCUGCCUUCCGCUCUUAACGCCAGGAUGCGCUCUCCAGACAGAGACAAUCAGAGCGGGCAAGCUAGGCUGACGGUCAUCGGGAGCAAGGCAGUCGGCAAGACGGCUCUCACAGUAAGGUACCUGACCAAGAGGUUCAUCGGGGAGUACCAGUCUGAUACAGACAUGAUCUACCGCGCCACCAUGCCAGUAGAUGGCUCUAAGAUCGCGCUAGAGAUUCUCGACUUGUCUUCCAACCUGGAUGAGGUGGUGGUGCCGCGGGAGACAGUGGCGUGGGCAGAGGCGUGGCUGGUGGUGUACAGUAUCACGUCCUGGGAGUCGUUCCGUGUGGGCGUGAGGGCGGUGGAGGCGGUGACGGCGGCGUGUGGAGCAGACCAACCCAACCCACCUGUACUUAUCAUGGCCAACAAGAAAGACCUGGAGCAUAUACGACAGGUUCCAGAGUCAGAGGGGAGGAAGCUGGCAGAGCAGUACGGGUGUCGCUUUGUGGAGGUGUCUGCCGCCGAGAUGGUAUCACAGGUGAACGAGUCCAUUGACGGAUUACUACGUCAAGUGUCUCAACUCAAGGGUCAGACGUCACCGCGCUUACGCAAAUUGAGCGUCUCUAAGAUGUUCAACCAGCUAAUGAAUCUGAGCAGCGGAGGCGGUGGCCACCAGGACCACCGUCCCGUCAUGCCACGGGUCUCUCUCAGGGACCGAACCAGGAAGAGAGGUCACAUUCGCCAAAGCUGAGACCAUCUUGAGGUCCAGAGAUGGAUCACUGCAACUGUGUUAGUGUAGUGUAAUGUAGCCUACGGCUGCGGACUCUACACCCCAAGAUUUUCUAGGGUAACAAUUUUAUAUUUUGACUUGUGUCGAAAUAUGUCAGGUAGAGCCUGAUGAAAGAUUUUUAAACAGUUUACUCCAGACCUGAGACAAGUAUUACCUGAGAUGUAACUGUAAAUGGGUUUCUCAAUGAGUAAGUAAGCAGCGUCCCGUGAUCCAUAAAACAAAUUUUGGAUUGAUCAAACCAAGGCUAUGGGGUAUGCCAUCUGGUCACGACGUAAGCCAUUCUGUUAGGCAUUUCCUAGUCUUGAACGACAGGGGUCACUGGAGGCAGUGGUGGCUGUGUUGAUCACUGUUACUAUGUAGGGUCUGAGUGAGCGAGUCUCUACAGGUCUCCGGUGAGCCAAUUGAAAAAAGGAAAAUAUUUUUUUUUAUAGAAACACUUGUAUCUUUGAAAAAGUACAUGAAAUGUUUGUCUGUUUCCCUGAAGAUUUGUCUGGAUGUUGCAUGACGCUUGUUUCAUCUCAUAACUUUAUGUCUACAGCCUCUAGCUCUUACUGGAUAUUCAGAUAUUUAUGAAUAUUUUUUUUUGCUGGAGACAAAUGAGUGAAUACGUAUAAUGUCUGAAGAGGAUUUGAAUUUUAUGGACAACCAGAUGGAGAGAGUACCGUUCUUCACACCAACAAGGCUUAAAUGAAACUGAAUGAUUUUCUGUAAGUGUCCCUGACUUGAAAACUUUACUGAUUAUUUCUUUUAACUGACCUAUUCUCGCAUUGGUGAUGAACAGACGACAGAAUGUGCCGUUACUUUUUUUUAAGGAAAUGUUUCAUGUUUCCAAGAACAGUACAGUGUUGUAUGCAUUUUAUCGAAUAUCUUGGAUACUGGAGAUUUUUUGGAGUGGAUGAAUCUGAAAGUUACUUUUUAGAAUAAUUACGAGUUUAUGGCUCGUUAUCAUGACUGAUCUUACACAUAAUGACUUAUGUUUACAUAUCCUCAGAUGAGUACAGUAUACAAUGACAUUCAAAGUGCAAAUUGCAUUUUUAUUAGUUUAUAAAGCCUUUUUUUAUAUGCUGUACAGUAUUGUAGCUUAAAAUGCAUCUUUUUGCUAAUUUAAUAUUAUUUUGAUUAUAUGUUGCAAAGUUUAUGAAGUACAAUACUGUAUUAGCAAACGAUUUGGGAAUGCCUCUCACAUCAGACUUGGUAUUGUUUGUGUGUUGAUGACAGAAGUUGCCAAAGUGAUGUUGGCUGCUGCAAUAAAUCUGUUUUGGACUGAUGGCCUUUAGUGUAGUAAGCUGGUCCACAGCAUUAAUGAAAGAUCUAAGGCAGAUAAAGACUUCCCCAUAGCCAAAUUUAAAUACCUGUACAUUAUGAGCAAAACAGAAAUCAAAGGGCGACUUUCCCUUUAAAUAUAAAAAUAAAAACAUGCUCAACAUUUGUAUCUGUGGUGGAUUACUGUUACAUCAAUAAGCUGGAUGUCAUAUGAACGGUGUUGAAGUCGAGGAUCACUUUUGAACACUUAUUACCUAUAAUAGAAGUGAAUAAUUACAAUACAGCAUAUCCCUUUAGGUAUGCAAAAAAAAAUAAAUAAAUAAAAAAUGCAUAAGAACAUCUUAAACACU